AGAACGUGAUGUAUAAGAUACGAGAAGUAUGUUGAAGUUAAGCUACAGAAAGUAUUUUUGUUACAUGCAGAUGCUGUCAAUGGUGUAAUGCAUGUGACAUUUUAAUUGCACAGACAAAAUGGCUAUGUUAAUGGCGUUCAAGACUUGUAUUGUCUUGACAGUAUGGACGUCAUUUCAGCUCUGUGUAAACGGCAAUAUCAAAAAUGGUACGGUCCAAACCACAAAAAGGGCAAAUACAACACAGUUUGUAUAUAUCCAAGGAGAAAAGGGUUCUGAAAAUUGGAAGUUGAUUUGCAAGAUGCAUCAAAACCCCAAAAAGGAACAAGAUAUUUGUAAACGAAAAGAGGAAACCAAACUGCAGUCGUCUUUUAAUGCAAUGUAUUCCAACUUUGCUAAGGAAUGUUUCAAGACAAAGUCAGAACAUAACAUGUUUAGUCGUACAAAAAUGGCUGUUAUACGCAAUAAAGUGUUUGGCGGGGAAUGUACAGUGUUUGACGAUGAAUUUAUCAUCGAGAGGAUUAUGGGUGAAAUUCAAACAGAAGAUAUAGAUGAAAAAAGUAAGUCACGAGAAACAGCAUUCGAUGUGUUCACAACUGGAACGCUGAAGAAUUUUAUUCAUAUAUGCCCAGAUGUUUCAGGAGAAAAUAUUACAAGGCGUCCCAAGAUAUCUGUUAAAGCACAAGCAGUGCUUGCAGUAUGUAGUUCUUAUAUAAAAAGGUUGAUUACAUUAUCGUAUGCAUGUAAUAAUAAUAAUAUCACUUCUGUGCUUUAUAGAAAUGUUAGUUUGGUCAAUGAUUCAGUAAGCUUGCUAAAUGUUUCAAUGUAUCAAUAUAUUAACCAAUCAACGCCAGAGUGGAAAAAAGAGGAAAACAAAAUCUGUCCUAAACUGAAACCUAGUUCGUAUGGAGUGUUUAUGGUAAUUGUAGAAGUCUUUUUUAAUAUUGACACCCUUUACCAGUCCUUCAUGGUCCUUUCAAUGAUUUCUUUAUUCAUUGUCCUGCUGGUCUAUUCCUGUUUCAAACAAUUACGGAACAUAUCAGGUUUGAAUAAUAUGUUCCUGGCAGGUAACAUGAUGUUAGCGUAUUUUUUCUGGUUUUUUCAUACUUUACACUUUCUUGAAAGCCAUCUUUGGUGUUCAGUCUCUGGCAUGUUCAAACACUUCAGUUUACUUAAUGUAGCUUUGUGGAUACACGUCUGCAUCGGUCAUAUGUUUCGGGUAUUUUGGCUUUUUAGACCAAACACAGGUGUCUAUUUUAAAAGGCAGAGUGUUAUUUGGUAUGCUGUUUUUGUCAAGGUGAUAGCAAUCGUUUGUGUCGUCAUAAACAUUUCGUUAAGCAAACAUCAGCAAUUUACAAACGGUAAAAUCGACAGAUUAAAAACGGUAAAUCUAACGGAAAUAUUUAUUUCCGGUUAUGGGGGUCAUGCUUGCUUUAUGUAUGAUCCAAAUAUGGUCAAAUGGUUAUAUAGGGUACCAGUCGUGGCCAUUUCUUGUAUCAAUGUAAGUCUUCUUGUAUUGGUAUGGAUACGUACGAGGUGGAAUCCUAUUUUACAAACGAACACAUCCACAAAUAGAAGAAUGGUGAUUUUUUAUGCCAUCAUGACUGCUGUCAUGCUUUUAAAACAAUGUGUUGGAUAUUUCAGCAAGGUCACAGAUCAAAUUUUUAUUUUUCAUAUUAUUAUGUUUUUAGAAAGUACUUACGGCAUGAUUUUCCUUGUUGUAUUUGUGACGUCAACAGAGAUUCGUUGGCUGCCUGCGUAUUGGAAGCUAACUCAUAGAACUCGUCAUUCCACUAAUACGCUUGUUGAAACAAACUUACCCCCUUAUGAUAUAGAAGACAAAUAUAAAACCUUGUAAAGAAUCAUUACAAAGAUACGCCGCUUGCUGAAACAAACUUCCCCCCUUAUGAUGUAGAAAACAAAUAUAAAACCUUGUAAAGAAUCAUUACACUAAUACACUUGCUGAAACAAACUUACCCCCUUAUGAUGUAGAAAACAAAUAUAAAACCUUGUAAAGAAUCAUUACAAAGAUACGCCGCUUGCUGAAACAAACUUACCCCCUUAUGAUGUAGAAGACAAAUAUAAAACCUUGUAAAGAAUCAUUACACUAAUACACUUGCUGAAACAAACUUACCCCCUUAUGAUGUAGAAGACAAAUAUAAAACCUUGUAAAGAAUCAUUACACUAAUACACUUGCUGAAUCCAAUUUGCUCGCUUGUGAUGUUAGUGAAAAUAUAAGAUAUUGUAGAAAAUCUGCAUUGACAGGUUUCGCUUCCUUGGGAUGGUGAUGAAACGUACAAAACCUUGUUAGGAAGAUGCAAAUAAGCG
Messenger RNA from Mytilus trossulus (common blue mussel), 2325 nucleotides. RefSeq lists its product as uncharacterized. The record is from RefSeq and is a predicted model, not a curated record. The transcript has 3 exons. Bases 119 to 1855 code for a protein of 578 amino acids. NCBI's taxonomy places the organism in Eukaryota, Metazoa, Mollusca, Bivalvia, Mytilida, Mytilidae.